Molecule: messenger RNA, 696 nt
Organism: Megalops cyprinoides (Indo-Pacific tarpon)
Lineage: Eukaryota; Metazoa; Chordata; Actinopteri; Elopiformes; Megalopidae
Product: grpE protein homolog 2, mitochondrial-like
Exons: 4
Coding region: 18-680 (220 amino acids)
Biological process (GO): protein folding; protein import into mitochondrial matrix
Cellular component (GO): PAM complex, Tim23 associated import motor
Molecular function (GO): protein-folding chaperone binding; adenyl-nucleotide exchange factor activity; protein homodimerization activity
Source: RefSeq, a predicted model, not a curated record
AUCUACAACUGAGAGCUAUGGCUAUACAUUGCCUACGCGGGGCUCGGAACAAUUUAAAAGAUUUAAGAAGACUUCAGCCCUUGUUGUCGAAAAAUUACAGCCUCUACAGCACGGCAGCGCGGGAGCGCAGCACAGGGGACGACUGCCAUGGCGACGACCCCACGGACGACCAGUGCCGCUCGGUGACCGACGUGCGGAUGCUGGAGAUACGCGCCAGCAAGCUGCAGGAGCAAGUCCAAGACCUGACUACGAGGUACAAAAAAGCUUUGGCUGACUCAGACAUGGUUCGGAGGAGAACUCAGAAGUUUGUCGAGGAUGCCAAGACCUUUGGAAUCCAGAGUUUCUGCAGGGACCUGGUGGAGGUGGCCGACCUGCUGGAGCAGGCGGCGCGGGAGCUGGAGGGUGAGGUGCUGCAGGAGGAAGGGGCGCGGAGGCUGUGCCAGGGGCUGGCGCGGAUACAGGACCGGCUGCAGGGGGUCUUCACCAAGCACGGCCUGGAGAAGAUGCGCCCAGUGGGGGGCAGGUACGACCCCUACCAGCACGAGAUCGUGUGCCACGUGGCGGCCGAGGGCGUGGAGCCCGGCUCCGUGGCCGUGGUCAAGCAGGAAGGGUACAUGCUACACGGACGCACCAUACGCCACGCCCACGUGGGCAUCGCCAUGGCAACGCAAGAGCAAUGACCUGUCACAGGCAUUC